AUGGACGCGGCGACGGACGCGGACGCGGAGCGCCCGCCGCCGAGCCAAGACGCGCAGGACGCGCGCGAUGAGGCCUCGGCGAAGGUGUACCUCGAAACUCACGUCACGAGCGUCCUGCACGACGCCCUGGUGGCGCUCAACGCCGCGCGCCCGGCGGACCCGCUCGCGUGGCUCGGCGAGUACCUCUUAAAAGAAUCCGCCGCGCGAAAGGCGAAAGCCGACGCCGCGUGA
Molecule: messenger RNA, 231 nt
Organism: Ostreococcus lucimarinus CCE9901
Lineage: Eukaryota; Viridiplantae; Chlorophyta; Mamiellophyceae; Mamiellales; Bathycoccaceae
Exons: 2
Coding region: 1-231 (76 amino acids)
Source: RefSeq, a predicted model, not a curated record